This is a messenger RNA of Plasmodium knowlesi strain H, 6081 nucleotides long. RefSeq names its product cation transporting P-ATPase, putative. Gene Ontology annotation, molecular function: P-type transmembrane transporter activity; ATP hydrolysis activity; ATP binding. The record is from RefSeq and is a predicted model, not a curated record. Lineage: Eukaryota; Apicomplexa; Aconoidasida; Haemosporida; Plasmodiidae. Gene Ontology annotation, cellular component: membrane. The coding region runs from base 1 to 6081 and encodes 2026 amino acids. The transcript is spliced from 2 exons.
AUGGGCCGGGUUUGCAAAGCGGACAGCCUCCCAUUGACCUACUCCGAACUUACGUACAUCUGCUUCUUCUACCUCUUCCUGCUGAUAAGUUUCCUAGUAUGGUGUGUACGCAAAAAUAGAUUUAGAAACCAAAUAAAUGAAAGGCAUAAAUGGAAGAAUACCGAAUCCCACGGAAAAAAUGAAAAUGUCGAAUUUUUUAACUACAUUUUUGAGCAGGGCGAAGAAGACGACUCAGAUGACAUUGUAGUUCGACAAGAAGGGUACCAAAAUAGUUUUGUCGGCUUUGCACUGAAAAAUGCAUCCAUCUUCCUGUACGUAUGUACCCAUAUCAUUAUCGUCUUCUUAAUUGCAAAUGAGUAUUGCAUACACGAGGGGGCUGAAAUCUUCUGGAAUGAUCGUGCCUUUAUUUUCUUCAUUUUUCUCCUCCUCUGUUUUUCCAUUACGUAUGGAAUUUUGACAGUGAGAAAGCAUCUGCAGAGCUUUUUUUUGAAACCCUCUCUUCUAAAGGAAAGUGAUUAUGUCUUGAUAUACACCAGGAGCGAUGACUACGCCAACAGGGGUAAGAGUUCCCUUAGGCGAAGUUUCUUCCAUGCCCUUAGUUGGGCUAAGAGAUGGUAUCACAUGUUGGGAAAACGUUUCCGACAUUAUGCAAAUGUGUAUAUGAGCUACCAGGCGAUGAUAAAGCGUACACUUUUUUUAGAAUUUUUGAAAUGGAGCUUCAUUCACGGGGACGCAGAAUUUGGAAGUACGCGCUCAGGCAACAGUCAGGAGGAGAGAUGUCACCCUCUUGGGGGUGGACAAAAGGAUAGCCACCAUAUAAAAUAUGAAGACAUUUUGGAAGAUACUCGUUUGUUAAGCGGAUACACGAGGAAGGGAUAUUCUUUGGGUCACCACGAAAAGGGGGCCAACAAAAUAGCAGGAAAGGCGACGGGAAAAACGGGAGGAAAAGCGGAAUCGCGGGUAGGGAACAAGGCAGAAGCCUCUUCCCCACCCCUGACAGUACACAAGAUAAAGGUGCAGAUAAACGAAAAAAAUAUGCGCUACUUCUUCUUCAGAAGCAUGAAGUACGUAUACAACGAGGAGAAGGACGCAUUCCACAACAUUGCGCACACCAUUGAGGAAAAGGUGCAAAGCCUCGACUUCAACUACUUAUUAAAAAAAGGAGGACUGAACAAUAGCGAAAUUAUUAACAACCUAAAUGACUACGGUUACAAUAAUAUACACCUUGAAUUCUGCUCCUUUUUUAAAAGCAUAAAAAGAGAGCUAUUAGAUGGUAUCUACAUGUUCCAGCUAUUCAUAACGUACAAAAAUUUUUUCUGGAAGGAGAUGAUAACUUCGCUCAUUUGGCUAGUCAUCUCCUUCAUAAGCGUUGUCAACAAAAUUAUGAAAAAUCAAAAAAAUAAAAGAGAAAUUUAUGACAAUAUCCAGUCCACCAACAACACCGUCGUGACUGUCUAUAGAAAUUCAAUCGUUCAACAUGUUCCCUCCAGUAACUUAACCAUAGGAGAUGUGAUAAUUAUCAAUUCAAAGAUGACUAUGCCGUGUGAUUGUCUUCUACUGACGGGUCAAGUUUUAGUAGAUGAAAGUUUGUUAACUGGGGAAUCCAGACCAAUGAAAAAAACGUGCAUAUCGAAUUUGAGUUCCUUCAACUCCUUUAACAAUAGGACAUAUUCAUCUUCUAGUGAUUCUUUUUCCUUUGGAGGAACCUCCAAGGAGAAGAAACAACAAUGGAAGAAUACCUCACCACAUGCAGCCAAUCCGAUGAGUGGAAAUUUCACCGGCAAUACUAAUCAUGAGAAAUUUACCAAGGGGAAGUACCAGAACGCGAAGCGAAAUUUCCAUCAAAAUAAUAUUCUAUACUCCGGCACGGACAUCAUUUCCACGAUGAAUUCCACAGAAAGCAUCUACGCUGUGGUGAUCAGUGUGAGCAUAUAUACCUACAAGGGAAAGUACAUGCAGAAUGUUCUCUUCCCAAAUCCACUCCUUUUCAAAUACGACUCACAACUACCCAUCGUCUUUCUCUUCACAAUUCUCUUUUCGCUAAUAUGCAUGUACUUCCAAAUACGUUCCUUGGGAUUUAACAUGACCUCAAUAUUUUACACCAUCGGGACAAUGUCACAGAUAUUACCUGUCUGGACCCCGGUUGUUCUGAACAUGGGGUUAAAUAUAUCAACCAACAGAUUGAAGGAGGAAAAAAACAUUCGGUGCAUUGCUCCAUCAAGAAUUCCCAUUUGUGGAAAAAUUAGAAUAUUUUUUUUUGACAAAACGGGCACACUGACAGGCCACAAAAUUGAAUUUUCAGGCGUUCAUUUUAGCAAUAACGUUUUGAAUGAACAGAGGGUACAUCUGUCUGCACUGGAUAACCAUAGCAGGAGCGUAUCCGACGAUACGUACGAUGUGAAGUAUGAAAGUUAUUACCCAUCCAGUAAAGUGAACAUGAGUUCGGUUAGGAAGAAUGGAUCGCCUAGAAUGGAGUCUGCCCAUCCGGUGGAAAGCAGCCUCCCCCAUGGAGCGACUUCCUCCUCGGGAGGUAGCUCACGUAGAGAUAAAAAUUUUGUAGCGCCGGAAAGCCAAAAGGGGGAAGACCAUUUAGUAACUCUGGAUCAUAUGGACGGGUCAGGUCGCACAAACGAGGAAGGCCCCUUAGCAGAGAUGGAUCAUAGGGACGAAGCAGACCGCGCAGGUGGGGAGUCUGUGCGCUCCCUUUACUCAAGCGUCGAGGAGGAAGAUUUCCCCGCGGUGGCCGAUUUAGUCCAAGCCGCGAGCAGCGCGAAUAGAAACGAAGGAGAUUUGGCUCUAGGCGAAAGCGGCCUGGUUAUAGGGGGUAGCGGCCUAGUUGUAGGGGGUAGCAGCCUAGUUGUAGGGGGCAGCAGCCUGGUUGUAGGCCAAAUGGGAGUAAAUACUGAUGACAUGAACCGCGUGAGGGAAACCCCCGACGGAGACGAAGCCAGCCAACUCUCCAGCGGAGACGUAUUCCAAAGCUACGACGAAACGGAUGAAAAUAAAAACCUCGAAAAUCAGGAGAAGGAUAUUUCCCCUGGGGGGGAAGAGGAACAUGAAAGGAACCCCGAUGAUGGAGAACACAUUGAAGGAGGUAACCUUUCAACUUUGCCAAAUGACGAGAUGAAAAUUUUCGACGAAGAACCAUUUUUACGUGAAGAGGUGGAACAACACCCCCCCGAGGGAAAUAGCAUUUCCAUCGAUAUGGACACAGAUGAAUCCCCAAAGAGAGCCAAGAAGGAGAAGGAAAAUACCCCCAUUGUGGGACGUGAAAAUGCCAGUCAAAAGUCAGCCGAAGAAGAAGCAGAGCAGACGGAAGGAGAAGAAGCACCGAUGAGAAGCUGCCACUUCAAUGAAUCCAAUUCUUCCAUGAAUUCUGUGACAUCACUCCUUUACAAUAGCAAACUGAUGUGGGCAAAUAAAGCCACCCUGAAAAAUACCCCUCCAAGUUAUCACUUACUAGUGUAUGCCCUGGCAGGAUGCGCCUGUGUGUACAGCGAUACCAACACGGACAAUGUAUAUGGACACGAAAUAGAUAAAAGAUUAUUCGAAGCCACGGAAAUGAAAAUAAGUAAUUACAUUAAUAAACACAACAUGAACGUGAAAAAAGUGUCGCUAAAAAUUAAUUACACAUAUAAAUAUUUCGACAUUUUGAAGACAUUUGAAUUUGAUUACUUCACAAAAAUAUCGACCACGCUAGCAUAUGGGUACUUUGAUUUCGGGGAGAAAAUUUUUGUAGUUUUUUCAAAAGGCUCUUUUGAUAAAAUUUACAAAAAAUGCAUUAAAAAUGAAGAAAUACAAUUUUUUAAAAAGAAAGAACAAGAAUAUAGUAAAAAUGGUUUCUACGUAAUUGGAUUAGCUUUUAGAAUCAUAUGUGGCAUGUCUUUUCAGGAAAUAUUACAGCUACCAAGGGAGGAGUUAGAAAAGGAUAUGAGCUUCUUAUCGCUCAUCAUGUUUAGCAAUUACAUCAAGAAGGAUGCCGAGUUGGUUGUUCAAACGUUGAAGAGCUCUUCCAUCAGACCAGUCAUUCUUACUGGCGAUAAUGCGUACAAUUGCCUCUACGUAGGUAAUAAAAUUGGUCUCUUCAAUAGCAUUAACUUUUACGAAUCCUUCCUCUCCAUCAAUAUGAACUCGAACACAAACACCAGCUCCAACUCGGCGGAGAAAAUACUAAACGAACGAGAAAACCUCUUCCUUUCCACCGAGACGAAAUUUUUGUCUUUUGAAAAUUUUAUCAAAUCGAACGCACAAGUAGGAAAGGGCGACGAAGAAAGUGUCCUUGGGACAGCGGCCAACAACUUUGCCCAGUCCUCUCAUCAGCAGGCGGAAUACCACGCUGAUUUCUACGUCCCACAGCGAGAGGGUACUGAUGGGUUCGGGCAAAGGAGAAGGGACGGGGCUCUUCCUAUAGGACGAACACAUACAAAAGGGGAAGAAGUGGGAAAAGUACAAAAUAAUAACCUCUUCAUGGGGGCAUCUUCCAAAAUCUACCGCGAUAUGGAUGAGGACUACACGGGGGGCGAAAGGACGACACUGAUCCAACGAGGACAAACGUCUGCAAAGGGGGGCUUGGAAAAUGGACAUGCUCCCCCCCACCAAGGAAGCAGCGCUAAAAGCCGAAACAGUUACAACAGUGUGGACGAAUACAAGGCAGACCGAGGGAGCGAGGACAGGGGGGAAGAGGAACCCUUCCUCGAAGCAGUUAGCCAAAUGAAUCCACCGCAAAGCAAAAACUCCUACUACAUUUACGAACAAAACGAACAACGAAGCGAAAAUGUUAUUAUCUACGGAUACGUGCAAGAAGCCUCGAGCGACCUUAUAUUCGUGAACAUACAAAAUGAUAAAAGAGUUAAUUCAGAAGAAGUGCUCUUUGGGAAUAUGUACAAAGAAAUUAUUUUAACAGGGGAAGCAUACACUUACAUAAAGCACACUAUAUUUCACAUCUCCAAUGAAGAGGAAGAUAUAACUUCCUAUAGUAACUUUGAGAAGUCGGAAGGAUAUAAAAACUUUCUUCUACGUGUACGAAUUUUCUCCAGGUUAACUCCAAAUAACAAGAUGGAUAUCAUCAAGGAUUUCAUAAAAUACGACUACAUCUCUGGUAUGUGUGGCGAUGGAAGUAAUGAUUGUGGAGCUCUAAAAAUUUCUCAUGCAGGGUUAGCCUUAUCAGAUGCGGACACCUCAGUUGUAUCUCCAUUUAGUAGCAAAAAUGAAAAUAUAAAAAGCGUCAUUGAUGUUUUGAGAGAAGGUCGAGCUUGUCUAGUCACAUCUAUUAACUGCUACAAGUAUAUGUUACUCUACGGGUUCAUGAUAUCAGUUGUAAAGAUUGUUCUUUUUAUGAAUGCUCAUGCAGUUAUGUCUGAAUAUGGCUACCUGUUCUUCGAUAAUGUCAUCCUUCUAUUGCUAGCUAAAUCCAUGACACUUUCCAGGCCAGCUAGGAAAUUAAAAACGCAAACUCCCACCUCAAGUAUCAUUGGUGCGCAGACUAUCAUUUCUUUACUCUCCAAUUUGGUUGUUAACUUUUUUUUUCUUUAUAUAAUUAUGGUGCACUUUUUUUAUGUGUAUGAAUUACCAUCGUCUUAUGAUAUGAACAGCUCUGCUCCCAAGUCUUCUUGGUGGCUCAUGAGCGACAACUACGAGAGCUUCUUGGCCUGCGUGUGGUUCUGUUUCCAAAUUGUCAAUAGCGCCUUCAUUUUUACCUUCGGCGGGAAGUACCGCAAGUCCAUCUUCUCCAACUAUACCUUCAUGGGGUACUACUGCCUUAUCAACAGCUUCCUGUUCUACCUGACAGUCGGAGGGCCAAACCGACUCACGUGCCUCUUCCGAAUGAACUGCAACGACGAAGUUUCCAGAAAAACGAAAUUCAAAAUUCUAGACUUAUUCUCCUACUCAGCUAGCGGACUAAGUUUCUACGGCCCAAACGGAAACAACAUUCUCACCACAGGCCACAAAAUCAAAUUCCUUUUUCUAAAUUUUCUUAAUAUUGCCGUUAACAUUUGCAUAUCCAAGUACGUUUUGUGCGAGCCUCUGUACAACAUGGUAAGGCGGUUCUUCAACUUCCAAAAUAGGAAGGUCCCCGUUUAG